AACCCAGACAAGUGUGACAUAUGGGGAAAUACGCCACUCCACUUGGCAGCUGCCAAUGGUCACCUCGACUGCCUUUUCUUCCUGGUGUCUUUCGGUGCCAACAUAUGGUGCCUGGACAAUGAUUACCACACACCCCUGGACAUGGCUGCCACAAAGAGCCACAUGGACUGUGUUCGCUACCUGGAUUCCAUUGCUGCCAAACAGACAAGCCUUAAUCCCAAACUGGUCGGUAAACUGAAAGACCGGGCAUUUCGUGAAGCUGAGCGACGGAUCAAGGAGUGUGUAAAGAUGCAGAGGAAGCACCGAAAGCACAUGGAGCGAAAGUAUCAUAAAGAAGCUUCUGAGGCUUCUGCUUCAGAUGUCAUGAGCUUUUCCAGUUACACUGGUAGCUCUGUUAGCCACAAGCUACGCAACUUCAGCACAGCUACAGUCAGUGUGCCAUAUUCUCAGGCAACUCUCCAUGCCACAAACCGAGGGAAGACAAAGAUUCAAAAGAAACUAGAGAAGAGGAAGCAAGGAGAAGGGACUUUUAAAAUCUACGAAGAUGGAAGAAAGAGUGUACGCUCGCUCUCUGGACUUCAAUUGGGUAAUGAUGUCAUGUUUGUCAAACAGGGGACCUACAUCAACCCAAAAGACAGAGGGCGACGGAAUGUCCGAGAUAUGUUCCCUAGAGAUAACGAUGAUGCCAUUUCUCGUGCCAUCAGUGAGCCAGAUCUUCAUGGACCAGAUGUGGACCACUCUGAGAUCAGUACAGACUCUGGACAUGAUUCCCUAUUCAAUAGACCAGGUCUCGGCACCAUGGUCUUUAGAAGGAAUUACGUAAGUGGAGGAAUGUUCAACCUCAGUGCUCAAGACACAGCAAGUUCAGUUAGCAAUGUCCGUUUACGCAGUCGAUUGCAGCACUACCCAAGUAUAGACGAAGACAGCAUUGGAAGUGCACGCAGCCUGCAGGAAAGAAACAUGGAAGAGUUGCCGUGGGAAGAAGUGGAAUUAGGGCUAGAUGAUGACGAUGAGCCUGACAGAAGCCCUCUUGAGGUCUUCCUUGCCACACUAAGCAUGAGCGAGUUUUACUCCAUCUUCAAAAGAGAGAAGAUUGACUUAGAAGCUCUCCUGCUUUGUUCUGAUCACGACCUUAAGAGCAUUCAUAUCCCCUUAGGGCCAAGAAAAAAGAUCUUGGAAGCCUGUCAGAGACGACUGGAGACCAUAGAGGACCCAGACUCCAUUGAAGACACAGAAUUGUAACGAAAGCUGUGGAUGUUAACUCUGCUCCAAUGUGGGACAUCAUGGAGGAAAUGUUUAGCAAUAAGUAGGAGGGACUCUACAGUUUUUACCGGUGAAAAAGCAGACGCAUUACUGUCAUGGUGAAUAUAUCAAGCGAAAGGAAACUGGUGAGAUGAAUUCCUAACAUCAUUCUUUGUUGUUGUUAAAAGAUUACCGUACAUAAAUUAUUUCUCCUCGUUGGAUAGUCAAAUGGAGCUGUCUUCACGGGGUAGUUUCACAAACUAAAAGACAG
This is a messenger RNA of Fundulus heteroclitus (mummichog), 1513 nucleotides long. RefSeq names its product Usher syndrome 1Ga (autosomal recessive) (gene ush1ga). Gene Ontology annotation, biological process: sensory perception of light stimulus; sensory perception of sound; equilibrioception. Gene Ontology annotation, molecular function: protein binding. The record is from RefSeq and is a predicted model, not a curated record. Lineage: Eukaryota; Metazoa; Chordata; Actinopteri; Cyprinodontiformes; Fundulidae.